AUGCUGAAAUCUAAUUUGCUCCUCCACAUUGAUGGGACCAGCCCUGUUGCUAAAGACAUUGGACGUCAGGACAUCGCAAUAGCAACCAUGGGACCAAUCCAGCGUUUGCCCAACUAUAAUUGGUUCCGGUGCAGGACCUACUUGCUGCGCUACUCAGAUUAUUUAUCUUUAUUUGCUGCCCCCAUUUCUGUCAAUUUGUUCAUUGGAAGCUAUGUAUUGGGACAAGAUUUUAUUGAGUUGAGUUCUAUGAAUAAGCAAUGUGAUAUUCUUUUACAGCUAUUUACAUAUGGACGAAGAAUUGCAUUUGUAGAAUUAUGUGCUAGGAUUGAUGUUGUGGACGCUAGCACUAUCAAACGAGUUGCGAACCGUUUUAUAUUUGAUCACGUAUACCUAAAAUCUUUCGGGCACACUACUAUUCCUGCUAAUCUAGGAAACAGAGUCUUCGAUAUGGGCAUCUGCAUGCUUAUAGGACAUCGCAAUAGCAACCAUGGGACCAAUCCAGCGUUUGCCCAACUAUAA
Molecule: messenger RNA, 519 nt
Organism: Ilex paraguariensis (yerba mate)
Lineage: Eukaryota; Viridiplantae; Streptophyta; Magnoliopsida; Aquifoliales; Aquifoliaceae
Source: the annotation of a GenBank genome assembly